UACCGAUGUACCAGCAUUGAGAAUCGUGGCUACGAAUGCAUUUGCUGGUCUUCACAAGAUGAAAACUUUGGUACUGGUUCGAGACGCAGCCGAAAAUGACCCACUAGAUGCGAAAUACGGAGCCUUUUCCUCUCUCCCUGCUUCUACAAAAGCUGUUGUUGAUGACUACAGACUUUGCUGCAAUCUUUUGAGAGAUAUUCCAGGCUUCAAAAUCAGCAACUGUCAUACCACACAGUCACAGCCCCCGCUCAACCUCUGCGGUUCCCUCAUGCAGAACUACGGACUGCGCGUGUGCAUGUGGGUCCUUGGGAUUAGCGCCCUCUUUGGCAACUUCGGGGUUAUUGUUUGGCGGCUUCGGCACAGGGGGGAGGGGAACCCCGGCAAGAAAAUCCACUCAUUCCUGGUGCUUAAUCUUUCCGUAUCGGACUUCAUCAUGGGGGCAUACAUGUUGAUGAUAGCUGCUGCCGACAUCCACUAUGGGGAGCGAUACUCCAGUGAAGCGGCGCACUGGCGGUCCAGCGCGCCGUGUAAGGUGGCUGGGGUUCUGUCAGUUCUGUCUAGUGAGGCCUCGGUGUUCUUCGUCACACUGAUCAGUCUUGACUGCCUCCUCUGCAUAGUGUUCCCCUUCAGCAGACUCCGGCUCCGUGAGACGUCUGCCCAUGUGGUUGUCAUCGGUGGUUGGUUUGUGGCUCUCUGCUUUAGCAUCGUACCAACUCUAGUCGUGGACUCCAACUCGGACGUCUACGGUCUGUCAGACGUUUGCAUCGGGCUGCCCCUCACCACCAAAGCGGCAGGAGUCCAGCUGGAGCCCAGCGAUGUCGACAAUCCGUUCGGGGACGCUGGCGCCUUGCAGAUUGUUUCGUCGACCGGCCAGAAGCCAGCCUGGAUCCUGUCCAUCGUGUUGUUUCUCGGCGUCAAUUUGUGCUGUUUCCUGGUCGUCCUCGUCUGUUACAUCGCCAUUUUCGUCAAGGUUAAGCGAUCCGCUCGCAAGGUCAAGAAGAACUCGCACCGGGACCGCGAUAUCAAGAUGGCUGUCAAGAUGGCACUGAUCGUCGGUACGGAUUUUGCCUGCUGGAUGCCCGUCAUUAUUCUUGGUAUCCUGUCUCAGACCGGGGCGGUGCAGGUCGGUGCUGAGGUCUACUCCUGGAUCGUGGUCCUUGUCCUACCCAUUAACUCCUCCCUCAACCCGUACCUGUACACGAUCUAUUCCUCUGCCAUGGCCAAGCGCAGCGCGCAGCCGAGUAUCGAAAAGUCGAGUAAUAAAGUUUUGAAACCCAAAACUGGGUCAAUCGAAACAGUGAACUCCUCCUUGUCAGAUAGCAAGCCUAUUUGAUUGACAAGGGUAGGCACAGGCAAGAACUAACAAUCGUCCUACGUUCAUAAGCCAGACAGUGAAAAAAAAAACAGCCGAAAGCCAUACGGCUUAUGUACGAAGCAAAAAACCUGUAGGGAAGGAAUUAAGGUUUUGCUGUACGCUUUGGAGGCUUUGUUGGGUAGCGGCAUCAGGAAAUCUCUCCAGGUUGGACGUAUCGUGAACUUACAACAUUUUUAGACGACUAGGAAAAUUAAGCAAUGGUUAAUAUGCCCACGGAUACUUAAGGUAUAUCAGAGUGAGUUUAAAAAAACAAUACUCGUGAAUACAGGUUAAUGAUGUUAUAUACAUGCAGUGCAGGAGCGAACUGCUUGCUGAGAAUUGGCACCACGUGACCACAUUAUCAAUUUCGUAAAAUAGUCAUAUCGUUUUUAUGCGAAUUUGUUAAGCUUAAGAAAGAACAGCACCAUUUGUGUCAAUAUUUGGUUUGCCAUCCAACGACUAUUUCCUUCCGAGUGAACGUUUGAAGAAAAAAAUUCACCCGGAUAGGACUUGAUUUUCUUGUUCAAACGUCCAUUUGGGAGGUAAAACCCUGAGUAUACAGUGUUUAUACGUCGGUGAAGGGCAACUACCUAACAUUGCUUUACAUUAUCCUGUCGCAAAUUCAACUUGUAAAUAAUAUCAUGUUUGUGUCAAUAAUGAAAGAACAAAAUGCACCUUAAUAGCAGCGUUAAACGUGCAGUGUGUCACAUUUGAGAAAAUCAAUGAUCUUGAAUUGCAGCACCUGUUUAGUAGGCACGUUAGCUCGUAUCUAAUUCACAUGAAAAUGUUUACAUAUUAAGCAACAUUUCAAGUACUUAAUUGAUGAAAUCGCAUAGUAAAUAAGAUACUUUUACUUCUAAACGCAAUUUAGCUUUUGCAAAAUUGUUAAAAAAUAUUAAAAGCUUGCACAACCACCAAUGCACAUAAUUUUUUUUGGCACGUUUCCACGUUUAUCUUUCAAAGACACAAGAACCUUGCAUGAAAUAACAUAAAAUAAUAUAUUUAUUGUCAUGUUCAUUGUCAUGAGUUGAGCUCAAAUGUAUAACGUCACAAAUGAAAUUGUGCUUACAGAGUUAUCUUUUUAAACUGAUCACUUAAAUAAAAAAAUAUCUGGAAUAAAACGUUUUACUUCUCCGUUAUGCAAAGAAAGCUCUGAGAUAAAGGAACAUAAUUUUAGAAAUAAUGUAAUUUGAACAUAAAUGUAUCAUUUUGUAAGCAUUACCACUAAUAAAAAAAAGAUGAUCUGGAAAAAAAAACAUUUUACUUUACCGUAAUCUAAAAAAAGUACCAAUAUUAAAGAACUUUUUUAAUGGUGUUUUGGUCGUUAACAUGUGAAUUGUGAAAAGUUGAUUCACUAUCCUGUAGUUAGUACAUACAUUGUAUAUUUAGCUGUAUAAUUUAGUUUAAGUUCAGAAGAUUCGCUCCAAAGGUUUACCGUGGAAGGGGGACGUCUGUAAACAAGCUUCUCCAUCGAGCAUACGUGGACUGUGAAGCUGGGGUUGUCUAAACUGUACUUGAUCCGAAAUGCCGAAACCAAACAUUAAAAAGUGAAUAGUCAAUACCGA
This is a messenger RNA of Patiria miniata (bat star), 2919 nucleotides long. RefSeq names its product G-protein coupled receptor GRL101-like. The coding region runs from base 59 to 1333 and encodes 424 amino acids. The record is from RefSeq and is a predicted model, not a curated record. Gene Ontology annotation, cellular component: membrane. The transcript is spliced from 3 exons. Gene Ontology annotation, biological process: G protein-coupled receptor signaling pathway. Gene Ontology annotation, molecular function: G protein-coupled receptor activity. Lineage: Eukaryota; Metazoa; Echinodermata; Asteroidea; Valvatida; Asterinidae.